Molecule: messenger RNA, 4852 nt
Organism: Gopherus flavomarginatus (Mexican gopher tortoise)
Lineage: Eukaryota; Metazoa; Chordata; Testudines; Testudinidae
Gene: RADX
Product: RPA1 related single stranded DNA binding protein, X-linked
Exons: 14
Coding region: 79-2682 (867 amino acids)
Biological process (GO): regulation of DNA repair
Cellular component (GO): replication fork
Molecular function (GO): single-stranded DNA binding
Source: RefSeq, a predicted model, not a curated record
GGCCCUCGGGCCCGCCCAGUGACAGGCGGAGGGAGCCCAAGGGGGCCGCUGCCCGGGGGCUCCGAGGUGCCCGGCGCCAUGGAGGACGCGGCCGUGGGGGCCGGCGCCCCCCGCGCUGAGGAGGGGGCUGGCCCGAGCCCGGCCUCCUGGCUCCAGAGGCUCUGCAACGAGGUGCUGCGCUCCUCGCAGCUGAGCGUGUCCCUGGCGGAGGCCCCGCCGGUGGCCGUGGUGGCGGUGGAGCGCUACAUGGCGGAGAGCCCGCCGCCGCCGCCGCCCAGCAGCGCCUUGCCCAAGCCGCCCGCCCCGGCCUACUGCUACGACGUGACGCUGGCGGACGGCAGCCGGCAGGAGAAGUGCUACCUGGCGCCGCCGCUCAACGCCCUGGUGCAGCGCAACACUCUGCGCGCCGGCUGCCGGCUGCGCCUCACCCGCUGCUCCUACCUGUACGACGAGAAGAAGCUGAGCUCGGGCUUCCUGUGCCUCGAGCGGCUGGACGUGCUGCGGGGCCCGUCGGACCUGCCCCCCGGGGGCCGCGAGCCCGGCGAGCAACGGCGCCCGCCCCUCAAGGGCGCGAGGAGCCAUUACCUGCCGCUGUGGAACAACGAAGAUCCCUACGGGGACAUCUGGCUGGCGAGCCGGCCGCCGGGCCGCGUCGAGAUCGAGGUAUCCAAAUUAACGUCUCUUGGUCAUCUGGAAAUGAACUGGAGGAGCAGAAUACACUUCAGUCCAUUGCUUGUGAGAAUCUUACAUAAGGCUAGACUAAGGUACUAUGGGAAACCUGACAAAAAACUGGAUAUACCGUAUCAGGCUUAUUUUGAAGUUGCUGAUAGUUCAGGCAUGAUGUCGAUGGUUUUGUGGAAUUCUUUGUGUCCUGAGUGGUAUAAUAGUAUGAAGAUUGGCACAGUACUUCUGCUUGAACAGUAUGGUAUCAAAACCAGUUAUCCAUUUAAAACGCAGCCAACGCCAGGGGAUUCGCAGAUGAAGAGAUAUACUACAAUUGAAAUUAGCCUGAACGUUCGAGAUCCUCCAACUAAAGUUAACAUUAUUCCAGAAAAAAUGGUUAAACCAGAGUGGAGAUUACCUGAAGUUAGAUAUCGGUUUGUCACAAGGUCAGAACUGGAGAACUUACCGAACAAUCAUUCCUGUGAUAUUAUUGGUCUUGUAAUAUUUGUAGGAAGGGUUGAACGAACAAGAAAGAGAGAAUCUAGUGAAGAUUUUUGGAUACAUCGCUGGGCACAUGUUGUUGAUGGGACAUCAGACCAACCAUUCAUACUGGAAUUGUUUGCCACUUCUCAGCCGGAUGUAUUUGAACAUAUUCACCCAAUGACCUAUUUGGUGUGCACACAGAUGAGAGUGGUGCGGGACAUCACUGAGAAUACUCCCAGAACACUUUACCUUACAACUUCAAAUGAGAGUCAGAUGUUUAUUACAGGGUGGCACAAAGGCCAACCAUAUACCAGAGAUGCCAAAGUGAAAAACUUUAUCCAGUGGAUUAAAACUCAAAGUGAAGUCGACCAAAUGAAGAAAACUGUAAUUGGUGGAUACUGUCCUUUCCCACCAGCACCAAAUUCUUUUUUGAAGUAUUGUAAAAAUAAUAAAGUUGAAUCAGUUUUGAAAGCCAUAAGUGAAAUGGAGAGAGAGAUUGAAGACCUGCACUACAGGGAGCACAAACGCUUUGCUGUUCAGGGGAUAAUUAGUGCUAUAAGAUAUGUCAGCCAUGCAGCUGAAGAUGCCUCGAGAAUGGAACCAAUUCAGGAAGGUAGAGUCGAGUCAGCAUCUCAAACAACUGUAAAAAACACUGGUAUGUCUAAAGAUUGUGUUACGAAAGGAAAAAAGCGGAGCCAUCGAAAUAAAGAAGCCAACUCCGUACUUGAUUUACAAUGUGCUUCCCUGGAACAACAGCAACAUCCGUGUAUGUUAACCAGAAAGAUUCGAAUCAAGAGAAAGAUUGAACACCAUACAGAGGCUGAAAAUUUGCAUGAAUUUCAGCAAGAAGAUUCUGUUCCAGAACAAAAUAUCUUGACUGAGCCUGACACUUCACAACCCGAUAGAGCAGACAAAGAAGGCAUGAGUGAUGCACCUGAAAUAGAAGAGAUGGGAAGAACUUCUCAUGAUUCCUGGCAAAGUGGUCUGUGGACAAUGGUGAAAGACAACUUAAUAGAUCACUUGCAUUAUUGCACUGUUUUCCCAGAGAGCAUCCCACGUAAAUUUGAUUAUAUGUACAAAGAAUUCCUUAUACAGCAAUACAAUCUACAUCCAGCUGUGCACAAGCCAAAAGAAUACAGAACAAAUAAAGAAAUUCAUGAAUUUAAAAGUGCCAGUGGCCCAGGGCACUAUGAAGUGACCAUACUGGGGAUAAACCAUGAUGUGGCUAUAGAUGUUGCAUUCCCACCUAUAUUUUGUCCUGAAGAUCCUCAUUUAUUUCGAAUAGAGGAUAUUCAGAAUGAUACGUUAUUAUCCUGUAUGAGUUGCAUCUCUAUGUGUCAACAGGACACUGCUAGCAAUGAAAAGCUUUAUGACACGUUUCCACUUUCAAAUGAAAUUGUAAAAGCGGCUGUUGACCUGGACAGACAACAUGUCAUCUGUAUCCUGGACAUCUGUCGGUUAGGUGACGAUAAAGUGGAAAUUUUUCUGAACAAAAUUUAUAAGAUAAUGGAGACUGAUGUGGUGAACCUUGUGUAAUUUAAUAGCUUGUUUUAUUGACAUUGUCCAUGUAUUUUGGAGGGGAGGGAAAUAAAACUUACAAUACACCCUCUGCAUAUUGCCACUUCCUGGAGCGUGUAGAGCCAAACAUGUCUAGUGUUAUGUGUUUUGACAGAGCAAUUGUAGUGGUAGUCAACACAAUUGAGAAGGAAGGUUCACUACCUUUAUAUCCGAAGGCUUUGGAGCAGAGUAUUAUAAAUAUGCCAGACUGCUAAUUAUUUUUAUACCUCUGUUGCUUUAGUGUAAUGCACUGUGUGCUGCAGGCAGCUCCCAAGUGUCAGGUGUUUUGUACGUGGUCCAUCAUUAAGCAAAGAGACUAGAUGGGGAAUGGAAUGUACAGCCAAAUUCUGUCCUAUGUCAGAGAGUUACCUGCCUAUAUGCAUGGGAAGAAUUUGGCCUUAAGUCACUUCUGUGACGGUGUCUUUAGCUGGUAGGAACCUAAAGUCAUUUCCAUCUGGCAGCUCGUCAUGAUGGUCAUGUGAAAUAAAAUGGUGAUCUCAGCCCAGUUUCCGGAGAAAACAUGGCUGCAUCACAGAAACUUGCCACCUCACUUGUUCCCUUGUUUGUAGUUUCAAUAGAGCCAAAAGACUUAAUUUUAAUAGAUUGAGAACUAUCCUCUGCUUUAUAGAAGGGUCCCUCUGGGCAGUUUGAGAGACGCAUUGGCUGUUGGUGGGGAAAAGUUUGGCCAGCCAGUGGCAAAUUGUGAAUGGAAACCACAGAAUGUCCUGUGAAUGGAAUCCAUCAGUUUGAAAUGCUUUCAGUUCUGCUCCAUAGCAUUGAAUUAAUUAAAAACAAGGCACUUCUCUGCAUUAUUUGUGUUAGAUUUUCUAGAAGCAUUAUUGGAUACAGAGCCAAAGUUUGAAUGUUGUCUGUUGACUUAGAAUGUCAUUCUGUGCUUCUGCAUAGAUAUCCAGUAAAUUUUUGGUGUGUCUUACAUUUUAUUAGUAGAAGAAUAUUAAUGUAAAUGUCCUGGUAAGUAAAAGUUAAUACGGUAAAACUUUGGUCCUUUAUAUCUUUCUGUACUGUAUUUUGUAUUUAAAUGUAUGAUAUGGUAUAGGCUCCAGGGUCUAAUAAGAGAGUCUGGCACCCGUACUUGCUCUUCCAAACUGAGCCAUGCUGACUAUGCCAGCAGAUAUUUUAAAGUGAUAUACCUCAGGUAGAAGCUUAAUUUUAAGGAAACCAGCAUUUCAAGAUCAAAUUAGUAAGGUGAUUAUGUUUUUGUAAUAGAAAUGACACAGGCACUUGUACAGAGUUACCAUAUUUUAUUAUUUGUUCUAGCCACUCAGCCACUUCCUUUUGUUUUGUUUCUCAGUGUUCCCAUUACAUGUAGUAAAACUGAGCGACGGCUCUGCCUGCUUUGCCUCUCUGCAUAGCAGCGUAUACUUAACAUUGUUGUUAUCCCUUGAUGCUUGCUGUCUUAAAUCUUAAAAGCAAAUUGAAAAUUAUGUAGACUCUGUGAUCUUUAAAGUAUAUACCAUUUUAUUUUAUAUCUGUGCUAUUUGAGAAAAGAUAACACAAAAAAAGAGUAUAUAAUAUAUAUACUGACAAAAAUGGGUAAAUUCCAUUCUUUGCAAAAAAUCCAUUCACUCUUGUUUCAUGAACUGCAGCUAACUGUAAGAUUAAAAAUGCUAAGAAACUAAGGUCCUGUUGAUAAACAUCAUAACAUUUUGUUAUGUCUCUCAUUCUCAAGAACAGGGCUUUGUAAAAUAUUUUCAGACUAAAGGGAUCACUCAUCCACCACUGGAAUACAGCCAUUGCAGAGGUGGAAUGUUACCAAAGCCUUGUGUAUUCCCUAACUCUGGAAUUCACACCUUGUCAAAGAAUUGUACUCCAGAAUCUUAGCUCCUAUUUUCUUUUUAUAAAUGUUUCUACCCAUCGUAGUUUCAAAGAAAACCAUAGAAAGGACAGUUGAGUGUAAACCAGCAGAGUGAUCUUUGCCUGACUAUGCAGAGAGCCUGAAACAAUAGCUCUAACUGGUGUAAACUGCUCAAAUUUAUCUGUGUGUGGUUAACUCUGAAAAUUAGAUUACAGUCUGGGAUAUUGAAAAUGAGGACAGCUUAAGUAAAAGAAAUAACAAAUAAUACAAAGGCUUCUGUAUUUAUUUCAUUUUUCUAUAUAAUUGAAUAAAACAAUCUGUUUUUUAAAUGUA